This is a messenger RNA of Ananas comosus (pineapple), 2389 nucleotides long. RefSeq names its product TBC1 domain family member 17. The record is from RefSeq and is a predicted model, not a curated record. Gene Ontology annotation, molecular function: GTPase activator activity. The transcript has 15 exons. NCBI's taxonomy places the organism in Eukaryota, Viridiplantae, Streptophyta, Magnoliopsida, Poales, Bromeliaceae. Gene Ontology annotation, biological process: activation of GTPase activity. Bases 203 to 2203 code for a protein of 666 amino acids.
GUCGCCGAGUUUGCCCCUGCGUGUCCUUCCUUCCGCCCUAAGGCACACCGCACACGCUCCUACUAGAAACUACAUACGGGGCGAAGAAAGCCACAACCAUCCCCACUUUCUCCGACUCCCAUACCCAUUUCCGCUCACCUUUUCACUCUCGGAUUCGUCCUCCUUCCUAAACCCGUUUUCUGUUCCCCCUAUCAACGACGCCAUGCAAGAGGCGGAUCAACACGACCUCUCCGACGAUUCCGACUACGCCGCUUCCCAACAACAGGCAAUUGGGAGCGUUGUGCGAUGUGAUUCAGCUAAAAGUGGAGUCAGUGAGCCCGGUGGAUCGGAGGUCGUCUACUCGAAGGACAAUGUGACGAUCCACCCGUCUCAGUAUGCUGCGGAGAGGAUCAGAGGCCGAUUGCGUCUUAUCAAGCAAGACUCUUCCUUGUUUAUGAGUUGGAUACCCUACAAACCAAGUAUAGAUGGAGCUGAUUCUGUGGGACGACACUCAGAUUUAGUGCCAAUAGAAAAAGAUAGAUAUCUAUACACCAUAAAGGCCCUGCCUCUAGGCGAGGUUCGUUCCAUCCGUAGGCACACGCCGACACUUGGCUGGCAAUACAUAAUUGUUGUUCUUUCAUCAGGGCUUGCAUAUCCUCCUUUUUAUUUCUAUAGUGGAGGGGUCCGUGAAUUUCUUGGUACAUUGAAGCAGCAUGUUUUUAUUGUGAGGUCUGCGGAAGAUCCAAAUGUUUUUCUUGUGAAUAAUUUUCAGGAUCCUCUGCAGAAAAGCCUGUCGUCACUGGAGCUACCACGGGUUGUUUCCAUUGCAAAUGGAACAUCACUACACAAUUCAAUUAGUUUUGCUUCAGCUGAUAAUUCUGAACAGCUGAGUGGAGUUAGAAAUGAUGGAUCUUCUUCAAUUUCUGAAUAUGGUUCAAGGCAGAAGCAUAGGUCUCAUGACCCUACUCGUGAUAUUUCACUGCAUGUCUUGGAGAAAUUUUCAAUGGUUACCAAGUUUGCCCGUGAAACAACCUCAAGUCUCUUCCGUGAGAAUCAUAUUAAUAGCAUCAAUGCCUAUGAAAAAAAGCAACAAGUCAGGUAUGCUGAGGAUAAUAGUAUAGAUAGUAGGCAUAAGGAUGAGCAAGCAGCUUCAGACAAGGUUUCAGUGGCCUCCGAUCCAUUAGAGUUUGAUAAAUUACCUCUAGUAUGGGGAAAACAAAGAGAACGCCCUCUAUACCUUGAAGAGUGGGCUGCUUUCUUAGAUUCUGAAGGGCGAGUAAUGGAUUCAAAGGCGCUAAGAAAAAGAGUAUUCUACGGUGGAGUUGACCAUGAUCUGAGAAAAGAGGUCUGGAAGUUUUUGUUGGGAUACCAUGAGUAUGAUUCAACAUAUGCUGAGAGAGAAUACCUUGCUGCAGUAAAGAAAUCAGAAUACGAAGUCAUUAAAUCCCAGUGGCAGAGCAUCUCACCCAUGCAAGCCAAAAGAUUUACAAAGUUUAGGGAACGUAAAGGCCUCAUUGAGAAGGACGUGGUGAGAACAGACCGAUCAGUUCCAUAUUAUGAGGGAGAUGAGAAUCCCCAUGUUGCAGUUUUACGUGACAUACUGUUAACAUACUCGUUCUACAAUUUUGACCUUGGAUAUUGCCAAGGAAUGAGUGAUCUUCUAUCACCAGUAUUGUAUGUUAUGGAGGAUGAGUCUGAGUCAUUUUGGUGUUUUGUUGCAUUGAUGGAACGGUUAGGACCCAAUUUUAAUCGUGAUCAGAGUGGCAUGCAUUCUCAACUUCUGGCAUUGUCCAAGUUGGUGGAGAUUCUUGACAGCCCUUUGCACAACUACUUUAAGCAGGCCGAUUGCUUGAACUAUUUCUUUUGUUUCCGCUGGAUUCUUAUACAGUUUAAAAGGGAAUUCGAGUAUGAUCAGAUAAUGCGAUUGUGGGAGGUACUGUGGACGCAUUACCUGUCGGAGCACUUCCACUUGUACCUAUGCGUUGCAAUCCUGAAGAGGUACCGCAAGAGAAUCAUGGGGGAGCAGAUGGACUUUGAUACCCUCCUUAAGUUCAUCAAUGAGCUCAGUGGCCACAUCGAUCUUGAUUACUCCUUGAGGGAUGCUGAGGCUCUGUGUGCGUGUGCUGGAGAGAGCGGAGCUGCCUGUAUUCCACCCGGGACCCCACCGUCCCUUCCAAUUGAAACCGACGGUGGGCUUUAUCCACAAGAAGACGACGUACUGUGAAAAUGUUUCAACCUGAAACUAGAUUGUUUAGAUUUACUUUCUGAUUUUUAAGUACUUUGGCGUAUUAUAUGAAUCGAAAUGAUAUUCUGUAAAUAGAUAAUGGUGGGGUGACUGCAGUGCUUUGCACCAUACGCAUGUAUUUGUUUUCAUGAAGAAUCAAUAAGUAGAUUAUUUGAAAUUAUACUA